This is a messenger RNA of Daphnia magna, 583 nucleotides long. RefSeq lists its product as uncharacterized. NCBI's taxonomy places the organism in Eukaryota, Metazoa, Arthropoda, Branchiopoda, Diplostraca, Daphniidae. The record is from RefSeq and is a predicted model, not a curated record. Bases 154 to 408 code for a protein of 84 amino acids. The transcript is spliced from 2 exons.
UCGUGUUAUUGUUAUUCAGACUUUACCAUCUUCGGUAUCUAAUGGGUGUGGCGACGAAUAGUGGGUAUAAAUAGAGAGCUUCUCAAACGGCGGCAUCACACACCAAUUCACCUAGGGGGAAAAUACUCGCCAAGCUUUCGCACAGACUUCACCAUGUACAAGAUUGUAUUGCUUACUUUGGCUUUGGCCGCCUUCGUUUUCGCUGUCGAGACCCAACAAGAUCAGGAAACUGCCGAACAAUAUUACCACGUCCAUGGCGUCUACCCGUCUUGGUAUCCAUAUGGUGCAGUCCGUUCUUACCGCCACCCAUACCCUUACGGUUACCAGUUUGGCGUUUUGCCUUAUGGAGUGCGAAGCUUCUAUGGAGCUUACCCUAACUACGGCUAUGGUUACAGCUACGGUUAUUAAACACGCCCAAACGUUUAAUUAUUAUAGACUUUUACUCUCACUCAAGCUGCCCUCUCAAUGUCAAGCAGCUCACCUGAUAUGCUCCCUCUAUGCUGAUUUUUUUUUAUUGCUUAUUCUUAUGUAUUCAUAAUAGCCCCACAAAAAAAGUGUCGCAAAUAAAAACACUUAAAAAAUA